This is a messenger RNA of Macrosiphum euphorbiae (potato aphid), 243 nucleotides long. NCBI's taxonomy places the organism in Eukaryota, Metazoa, Arthropoda, Insecta, Hemiptera, Aphididae. The record is from the annotation of a GenBank genome assembly.
AUGUUCACAAACAGCUCUAUGAAAACUCCAAAUUUAGUUAAUGCUAUUAAGGAAGUUGUUGAGGCAGUUCAGUUAACGCUGCUUAAAGUUAUUGCUUUUAAAUGCGACCAAGCAAGCACUAACGUGGCAGCUAUAAAUAUAUUAAAAGCGGAAACUAAUGCCAAAUACUUAAGAAAAUCUCAUAAGGAAAAAAGAAAUUUAGGAUUUGAAUUGGGUGGUCAAGAAAUUGUGACGUUAAUUUGA